Mesorhabditis belari is the source of this 1287-nucleotide messenger RNA. Lineage: Eukaryota; Metazoa; Nematoda; Chromadorea; Rhabditida; Rhabditidae. The record is from the annotation of a GenBank genome assembly.
AUGCGAAUUUUUUCAGCCAGAUUGCUAUCACGGGCGUUGUAUACCUUUGAUAGUCAAAUGAGUGCUAACAACACGACUGUCAAUGGAAACGCCAAAGAGUGUAAAGCUGAAUUUCAACCGAAACGUGUGCUCAUCUUGUCGAAAGUGACGCGAUACGAAUUCGAGAAGCGGUUUCACAGUGAAGUUCACAAUGAAGCACAAUUAGAAGUGUUGUUAAACAAGCGUGGAAGUGAUUACAAAAGAUUGUUGUCAAAACACAAGCUACAUUACGACUACGUGGAGACAAUCAAGAAAGAGCUCACAAAUGCUGGAAUUGAAAAUAAAGUGGUUCAGCGUUUUGAUUACGAUGACGAUGCUGUUGAAUGGGCGGACGCAGUAAUGACGGCAGGCGGGGAUGGCACUUUUCUACUGGCAGCCAGUAAAAUCAAGAAUCGCGAUAAACCGUUGAUUGGAAUAAAUACGGAUCCUCAAGGAUCUGAAGGCUACAUGUGUUUAAUGAGAAAAUUGCCUAAAGAACAUUUCCGAUCCGCAUUGCAACGAUUGCUAAAUGGAGACUUUUGUUGGCUUUGGCGACAAAGAAUCCGUAUUUCUGUGACCUCGGAUCGGGCCCUUGAAACGCCUGUUGAAUUGCACGAUGAACAAUUGAGACGAACUCCUUCAACAACUCGAUGGCGAGAGGAAAAACAAAGUAGAGAAAGCAAAAUAAUUCGCGGACGUCCAACACGCAAUGUUGAACCGGAUCCUAAUGCACCGGCAAUCACACAAGAACUUCCGGUUUUGGCUCUCAACGAGGUGUUUAUUGGCGAAUCGCUAUCUUCUCGAGUAUCAUAUUACGAAAUUCAAGUGGAUAAUGGAAAGUUAGUGAAGCAGAAAAGUUCAGGGAUUACAGUUUGCACAGGAACUGGUUCAACAUCUUGGUAUUUCAACAUAAAUAAACUCACGGAGCAAUGUGUUCGUGAUCUUAUUGGGAUCAUUGAAGAACAGGCUAGCAUAAAGGUUCCACAAGAAAACCCAAAGAUCUUGGAAGACAUUUGCACACGCUUCAACCAAAAGUUGAUUUUCUCUCCUGAAAACCCAAAGCUUGCUUUCGCGGUGAGAGACCCGGUGUUUAAUGCAACUUUUCCACCGACAAAGCCUCGUGGACAGGCUGAGCAAAUACUUGUGAAAAGCCGAGGUUACGACGCCCAUUUGGUUGUUGAUGGUGGCGCUUCGUAUCACUUCAAUGAUGGAGCCGAGGCCGUGAUGCGAGUUCACGAAGAGGAUGCACUCAGGACUGUGGUCUUUCGA